GUGGGUAAAGCGCAUGCGCGAACGCUGCUUCGCAUUUUGGCAAAUCCCGGAGUCGUCUCAGCCGGUAGAUCGCUUCGGCUUCUCUUUGGGGGCUCGUGUGCGACGUUGCCGAGAUGGCAGAAGGUUGCCGGAAAGUCCGGGAGAAACCCGUACGCGUCAUCGCCGCGGCGUGCAAAGACGGAGGCAUCGGCAAAAAUGGCACGCUGCCCUGGAAUCUACCGUCUGAAUUCCAGUAUUUCCUCCGCAGUGUUACACAAGUUACAAAACCAGGAAAGUUCAAUAUGUUGGUGUGGGGGAAACUGUGCUGGUACUCCAACCCUCAAACUAUGUUCCCAAUGGCUAACGCUUUGCAUGCAGUGCUGAGCAAAACAAUGCAGUCGGUCCCGGAUCACGCCCACUUCCUGUGUCAGGACCUGGAGAGCGCCGUCCUUUUGGCUGCGACAUACCCGCUCGCAGACUUGAUCGAGACCAUUUGGGUGGUUGGAGGCAGUCGGGUCUACCAGGAUGCACUGGAGCAUCCCUGGUGUGAUUUGGUUUUCCUCACAGCUAUCAUGGCCGAAUUUGAGUGUGAUGUCUUCUUCCCUAAGAUGGAUGCACAAGUCUUCAAAAAGCAGGAAAGAUUUGCUGGAGUACCCAGUGGAAUCCAAGAAGAGAACGGCGUGAAGUAUGAAUUCCAAGUAUUCAAGAAGGAAUCUAAACAUGGAGGAAAUGAAGAGAAUGUUUUGAGUGACACCGGUGAGGGUUAACUGACCAUUUGAAAUGAUGUCAAAAGUUUUGUUUUUGUCAUGCAACAUUCCAUUUUUAUAACCAAAUGCUUAGUAUGAUCCGUUCUGACUGUUACGAAAACAAAUAUGUUGUGUUGUUGUGCGUCAGUCUGCACUACAUUAUGUCACAUCCUGGUCAUUGCUGUUUCAUUGAUUUUAGUUAUGGUUUGUUUUGUUACAGAGUUAGAAUCAUUAAUUAGAUAAAUGUAACAGUGGUAUUAAAAUGAAUUAGUGGAAAUGUAUUAUUUAGUAACGCUGCCGCUAAUUGUCUAUAUUGUCAUUUAGCAGUUUUAUUGUAGCCCUCGUUGGAAAAUGUGAUUUGAUAUCAAAUGUGACAUUUUUGUGUGCGGUUGUUGUUUACGUGUAGUUGCAUGUGAUCACCACUAGAGGGAAGCAAAUCACUAAGACAACACUAUCCUGUACCCCCCCCCCCCCCAUUACCACAGGACAAAACAUCCAUAACAAUGAAAAGAAAUACUUCAUACUUAAAUACGCAAACGAUGUGCAAGUCAGUUAAGAACUUUAUUUUAUUUUGUACGCAAUUAGACAAAACUAACAAGCACCCCCAAUAAAAUGCAUCAAAGAUAUGCAUUGUAUUUUGUAUUGUCUUGCAUUAGGCUUAACCCUAAAACGAUAGCGAGACGUUUUUCCGUGAGAGGAUUGUUGCGCGUAUUGAAAACUAACUGAAGUGAAAGUGAAUUGUUGUUCAACGCCCAAUUUUGCAUCCCGUGAUCGAACCUCCUUAAAAGGUACAGGAAGUGAUGAAACACCACCCUCUAUGAAAAAUCCCCUUUUGACAUUCCAUAUCACGACUCCCUUUUCUGAUGAGUUAUGUUCCUCUCGACCUGCAGUUCCUGUUUAACCAUUUCCGUGUAUUAUUCUGCUAUUCAACGAGGAACACAAAUCAACAUGAAUAUAAUCUCAAAUGAAGUAUUUGAAGAACAUCCGACUACCAAGCAGAAACAUUCAGGUCAUACGUGUGCUGUGACGGACUAUUAAAAUGAUAUGUUCAAUAAAAGCGGUUUAUUGCUUUCUGUA
Phycodurus eques (leafy seadragon) is the source of this 1802-nucleotide messenger RNA. Its product is annotated as zgc:153031. The record is from RefSeq and is a predicted model, not a curated record. Gene Ontology annotation, biological process: folic acid metabolic process; dihydrofolate metabolic process; tetrahydrofolate biosynthetic process. Gene Ontology annotation, cellular component: mitochondrion. The coding region runs from base 114 to 746 and encodes 210 amino acids. The transcript has 6 exons. Gene Ontology annotation, molecular function: dihydrofolate reductase activity; NADP binding. NCBI's taxonomy places the organism in Eukaryota, Metazoa, Chordata, Actinopteri, Syngnathiformes, Syngnathidae.